Messenger RNA from Trachymyrmex cornetzi, 612 nucleotides. RefSeq lists its product as uncharacterized. The transcript has 3 exons. The record is from RefSeq and is a predicted model, not a curated record. Lineage: Eukaryota; Metazoa; Arthropoda; Insecta; Hymenoptera; Formicidae. Bases 1 to 612 code for a protein of 203 amino acids.
AUGGCGGAGCAUAAAAAACGUAUUCUAGCACUUGCAAAUGCUGCAAGUGAUAAAUUAUUGAGAGAUAUCAUGCUGAAUAUGGACAGUGAAGAAAGUGAUGAAAGUGACAAUGACGAAGAAAUACUAAUAGAAUUAAGAAGAAUAAAUAUACGCGGUUGUCGAGUAAAACCCCGUAGAAUAGAAGGUUAUGUAGAGGAAAUAAUUCCACAUUUAUCAAACAAUCAGUUUCGAGAACAUUUUCGGAUGUUACCAGAAACGGAUGAAUUGCUUGAACAAAAACUGGCAAAUGCUUUGACGAAUCAGUACGAUGAUGGCAGACCAAUGAUUCCAAUUCGUAAACAGCUUUUGGCUUCUCUUUGGUUGCUCGCAACCCCAGACUCCUACAGAUCUGUUGGAGAACGAUUUGAUAUUGGUAAAAGUUCAUUAAGUGUCAGCUUUAUGAGAGUCAUAGAUGCUCUGAAUGAAAUUGCUGACGAUGUGAUUCAAUGGCCUCAAGGUCAGAAAGCAACUCAUGUGACACAAACUUUCCAACAAAUUGCUGGAUUGCCCAAUGUACUUGAAGCAAUAGAUGGAUGUUACAUACAAAUGAAAGCCCCAAAAAAUAAUGCCUAG